This is a messenger RNA of Spirometra erinaceieuropaei, 10166 nucleotides long. NCBI's taxonomy places the organism in Eukaryota, Metazoa, Platyhelminthes, Cestoda, Diphyllobothriidea, Diphyllobothriidae. The record is from the annotation of a GenBank genome assembly.
AUGGAUAAUGUGCACAUUUCUAUGGACAAGUUGAGAUUCCUCCUUGGUAAGUGGCACGGUUCCGGAGUGGGCACGGUCGGUACAUCAAGAUCAUUCAAUUAUCAAGAAAAUCUUGAAAUUAGUAGCAUCGGUCAACCCUCAUUUUCCUACACGUAAGUCCUUUCAGUCUCAUUAUGAUCUUCAGCUAAGAACUUGUUGUUAAAUGUUCACUCCUGGCAGUCCCCGAUAACCAUCUUCAUUAGAUUGAGUUUGUAGUUUGGACGAUAAGUGGGAUGCUUUGGCGAUCGUCUUGCUGUAUAUUCGUGGUUUUCCGACCAUUCGAAUUCCAAACUCAAAUGUGUGUUGAGAGUGUGGCGUGCAGUUCAUGUUGCUGUUGUUGGGCAGGAACCCAUCACGGCUAGUGGCCAGAAUCUCGGUAGUUUGGACAUGCAGGUGGGACAGAAAGAGGAAUGCGAUUGUGCUAUACGACGGAACGGUGCAAUUAGUAGCAUGUGUGAACCCAGGUUUAGCAACUGUCACGUCGGGUCUUCUAUCCAUUGUACAGUAAUACUCCGAAAAUUCGGGCUUCUGGAUCUGCGGCUUCACGAAUUCGCGUAUUUUCUUCCUUGGAACAUAGCACCUAAAGUUCGCGUAGGAAGUACCCUCACAAGAGUCUAGCGUCUCAAAGGAGACGCGGGCGGGCACAAGGUGCGGACGGUAGAUCUACAUUUACGUGCAGAAUGGAACGUCAGUCUAGGGGCCUAACCCUUGCAACGGUAUUAUCGUAUCCCAGGCUGCCACCGUAGACGCCUCAGUGAGAUGAUCUUUUACAGCCUGUUCCUUGUGGUGUCCUUCCGUGCACCGGGGGAGUUGGUUCCUCCACUCAACUCUACCGAUGAUGAAGCACUCUAGUUUACCUUUGUUUGGUGCCGACCGCAAGUCUUAAUGGAUGCCGGGGUGUGUCCGUUAAACUUCCUAGACUCAUCGACGCGAGUCGGGCAUUAGGUAAGGUCUGUCUGUAGUGACAACUUUGUGUUAAGAGACAUUUUAUGCGAUUACGAACCCAUCAAAGUUACCGUCCUUACCUGCUAAUGACCGCUACUUCGAAUUUUUAUCAGCUACUAGGUCGUAAACUGCUUCUCGGCCGGAUAUCUUCGUUUUGUAGUGCAUCUGGUUUAAAAAGGGAAAUAACUUCGUAUAUUGACUAAGGUAGAACACUGGUAGUUUGCAAAACGUAUCACGUACCUAGAGGAUAACUUGUCACAUUUCUUUUUUUCGCAAUUUCUAAUCGUUCGCACCUCAUUGCUUCAGCCCCUUUACUGUGUCCGUCGACUCAGGUGCAGCACUGCGUAGUUUAUGCGGUUUUCGGUUAAGGUUUGCCGUUAAAAAAAUAAAAAAUGAAAGAUUGGCAAUUUGGAUAAGCUGUAAUUUGUCAGCGACUUCGGCCACUCCUUUGUCGACUUAGUCUAUUCCUACAGUCCCCGCCCACUUCAGCCUGCUAUGCGACAAUAUGACCCAUAGAGGGACGUUUCUUUAUUGUACGCAGCGUGUGCCGUUGGGGCCUUACCUUAUCGGCAUUUCCGGCCUACUAAUUUGGCAUAUGCAGACGUACGAUUUCACCUCGAGGUCAUAUAUCGCUCGUCAUCUUUAUUAUCGCUAGACGAGUGUGACCCACAGCAUCACCGUCGGUGUCUUCACUCGUGUUAUCGUCCUCCAAUGUCACCUCUGAAUCCUUUAACUCCUGAACGUCUUCACAUACCGAGGUGUAACCUCCUAACCCGCAAAGGCGGGAAAGUCUAUACCGACUGAUUCCCACCGGUGUUCUUGUUUCUCAUAGAACCCUCAAGUUCCAUGACGCGAACCUACGAAAGGAAAUCUAGGACCAGACACAUCCUGCGUUUUAGCGGUACCCCUCCAAUCUUGUACAAACGCAUUUCAAUGAUCCGGCCAUCUCGGCCAAUCAGGAGAAAUCAAAGACUAGCUUUCGACGUUUACAGGCUUUUUUAUAAUGUCUAUGUAGCGCAAGGGGGAAUUCGCAAACAAAACCGUCGUUUUCAGCAUGGUCGUUAUGGCAGAGGCGUCCUUUUGAAAAACGGCUGCUAUGUAGCGGCAUUCUUCGGUUUCUUAAGUUGACUCUUUUCCUCUCGUGUUUUUUAUAACAUUGUAUGCAAUUUUGAGCGCAUCACGUCUAUAUCAAACGAUAGUUCGGUCUCCCGCGACUUUUAUAAUACGUCGAUGGCAACGUCGCUACUACAACUAGCCUGAGACCUUUUUGCGAACUACUAAAAUGGCACGUGCAUCCGUUUAUUUCUGUGGCAGUCAAAAGGAGAUGUCUCCUCAAAAAGCAGCAAGGGAAUCAUAAUGCGAAAACACCCGUUUCAUAAUUGUUAUCAGUCGUUCGUACGUUUUAGCUGUUUCUCAUCAUUAAGGUUUGGCAUUUCCGGUCCAAUCCGUUUCAAAUUUCUAAAUCAGUAAGGUCUGUGAAACAGGUAUCACAGGAGUAAAUUUAAAAUGAAGGUUUCUGGAUCUGUAGUCUCUUGGCUUAAAAUCCUGCUACUGCUCUAUAUAUUCAGGACACCUCAUUUCAACCUUUAGGGCAAAUGCCCUCAGGGAUGGCAAACCAAUGCAUCGCGAGUCAGGUUUCAUCAAGUGCCAUACGGACGGUCAGGUUUGUUUCGUCGUCGCCGACAAUUUAGGUAAGCUGGACUCUUCUCUUUCCAAAACUGUGAUUGCUUUUAUUGUCUAUAGCUCUUAAAGCCGCAGCAUACUCGGACUUUAGAGCACCAAGUCAAGCAAUGCGAUCGGUAUUUGCGUUCUGUCCGGGACGAAUGCGUGAUCAGCCAGUCUAUUAGAAUAAGGAUAAGUUUAACCUUUAUUUGGCCGACAAUAGUACUGAGCUAAACUGCUCGACGCCUCUUCUCUGGUUACUUCUAUCGGACUAUACGAUGCAGUGCCCACCAUGGUUGUGACCUGUCGCCAUCUAUAUGGCUAAGAUGCAAGUGGUAAUCUAGUCCUCGCGACAAGAAAGCAAGGUUUAAGAUAGACUGUCGGCUAAAACCAACGAGGGUUUCUCUGCCGGCUGGCUCUAGAUUUCUCAACCAUUGUGACCUACUGGGCAGAUUUCAAAGGACGCAGGGCAAUGUGUAUCCCGGAACGAAGACUGGGCUUCCAGCCAGCCUUACAUAAACCCAGAUUUGCCGCACCUGAGCCUUAAACUCGCGCUCUUUGUUCACCGAAUGUUACCAAGUCCACAACGGGAUGAACAGAUCCCUUAACUCUAUUGAUGACCGCACUUCUAACAUAGUUACCAUUCCCGAUUACAAUUGACAGAACAAGGACCUCAUGGCUCAUUUGGUAGGGUGCUGAACGCGGGUUCGAAGCGCAGAUGCGACAAGCCUGGGUUUAGGUAGGGCUGACUGACGACGACUAAUAAGCCAGAGAUGGCCAUUCCAUUCUACCUCGUCUUUGUCGGCAAUUUUGCAUAUAUUACUAACCGCUCUACCACUGCCUGCUAGGGCCCUACAUUGAGCCCCAAGACACAGCAAGACGAGCAGGUCCCAUAGUCCGAUCGGUGUGCGCACUCCCAAUAUAGUAACCAUAUAUUUGUUUUCCUCUUUAAUUGGCCAGUUGCGUCCUUUUUUACGUCAUUUAAGCUUGUCUUACUUAAUGACCGCAGCUUCAGUUUUCCUAUGACCUUUAGGCGUAGCCUAUCUCCUCUGUGGAUCUCUGAACGGUGAGGACUCGGAUUCUUCUAGCAUCGUCCUCACAUCUCAGUCGAUCGCCUCUGCACCCUUCAAUAAAGAACCUCGCGUAACGAAGGUACGUCAUAUGUUCUAUUAGCAUAAUUGAUAGGACACCGUCUUGCUCUCGGACGUCCGGGUUCGAUUCCCCACAUUGCAUGUUUUCCCUUGACAACUAUAAAUGGCCGGCGACGAUCGGGUGAAGGACCCAAAACUCACACGACCAGCCAAAGGUGCCUGUCUUACGGGAAAGGUGGUACUAGGGAUUUUACGAAGGGGGAGGCCUAUGUAUGCAUAGAGGAAUGGCAAAAUAAGUAUAGAUAAUUGGUAAAUUGGCUUUUGGGACGAAAAGUUUUUCAUGCAUUGACAUAUAGCAACCGCAAUUAAGCAGGACAAUUACAAAAAAUAAACACUAAGUGUCUACAACGAUCGCUUAUCAACUCUCUGAACUGAGGUCGUCGUAGAUAAUGCACCAGACCGUCUACAGUAGACGACCAAACCUUGUACGAUGAAACACCAAACCGAAAUAAUCGUGUCUGACUAAAACCCAUUUAAAUAAGUAUGGAAGAUAUUCUUCGUAUGCCACAGAUGCUUGGGGUCCUUCACCCGAUCCUUACCAAAAUGCCGUCUAUGAUUCUCCAUCCAACCUGUUAUGCACUAAGAACUUAGGCCCUAAAACAUUGAACCAUUAACUUGUUUCCCAACCUGCCUUGCUAAGUUGUCUACGUUGACGUCACUGUAAGUGGGUUGAGUGUCAGUCUGUUGUGUGUCACCAAUCAUGGGUGUCGUGACUCAUCCCGUUUAUUGUGAGUGACCCCACAACAGGUUGUACUGCAGAUGCACCGGACUAAAAUGGAGGUCAGAUUGACUCACCCCAGGCGUUUAUUGGAAUACACAUAGUUCGCGCGAACUAAUAACUUUUGCUUUGCAUGCAUUUAGCGCGCCGUAGAAGUAGAUCUUCACACCGUGUCAGCCAAUGUGCCCAAUCCCAUCACCCGUUGGUUGGCAGGCACGGACACUCGACUGUUGCACUGGAGAGGGAAGAGGGUUGGAUCCGUAUUGGGGAGUCCAUUCCAACGACAAAUCAGCACAUUCCUCACCAGAAUAAAUAUGACCAGUUUGGAUCAACCAUUAUGAGCUAGUAGUCAUGGCUUGGAAGGUUGCCAACUGAAGAGAUCACUCAGUCCUUCUCAAGACUGCGAGUCAGGUUGCAACGACCCCUCAAUGAUACAUUAACGGCACUAUCACUGGUGUAGGACCCGUGACCCCUCACUCCACGUGGCCUGGUACAUAUGGACUGGGGACCAGGUCGUGUAUGGCACGCGUAAACGGGCUAUCCAGCCGCGUCAGCCACUGUGCUCGCACUUAUCUCCGGUCUCGAUAGGGGGUUACCCGUUACCCUAACUGCUGGCUACUCGGCGCGUCCGCAGGUGGCAAAUAAUGUAACGGCCUUCGGCGAAAGUUAACGGCUAAAUAAGCGGGAUCUCGGGCCUGGUAAAUAAGCAGUCGCAGACCAGCAACGACAAUGCUAUGAUGACACUGAGAGCCGGGGUCUGGCAAACCGACUGCCUUAUAAUAUGCCGCAAACCACGAUGACAGCACUGUAACCUGGCGACUGUGAACCGCCACUACAUCAGUUUGCAUGCUACCGUCGCUUUGUGGUUAUGUUCGUAGGCCAAAGCGCUAGAGGAGAAAACCUUGAACAAACAAUUUCAGCGGCUGCCAGGCAUCAGCCUGUUUUGAAGACCCGCCUGAAGCCUCAUGGAAAUGUCCGAUUACAGUAUUACGAUCCAUGAUAUGGCGUCCGUGAGAACCGACGCGCCACACAACCCUGGCCUAGUGGUGCGGGCGAAUAAUGUGCAAUCUGGACUGCUCGGCGGGGAACAGACUCGGUAUUGGAUGCAGGAAUGCGCGAACGUCCCUGGACCGUGGUACCCACAGUCUGUCGGCGACCGGUCUUCAUCAAUACAACGUGGAUAUCCGCAGCCUGUUUGAAUUCCAAAAACCCGACUCAGACGCCCGGGAAAUAAAGAUCUGGAGAAUCACCUCUCACUUUACCAACGCGACUCUCUUGGCAGAGGCGGUGUGGCGAUCGCCUUCUCACAACAAAUGAGCCCUGCACUACUUGCAUGGGGACCAGUCAACGACCGAAUAGCUUACGUGUGAUUGAAGGGUCGCUACGAACAUCUCUGUCGCCUCCGUGUCCCCACAAACAUCGACUAGCGAACAGCAUGAUCAAGAGACCUACUAGCAACUAGAAGUGUCAGCUGAAAGACUCCCCCGUUGUGAUCUGCCGAUUGUUGCCGGGGCCUGGAAUGGCCAGACUGAAUCCGGCGACUUCAAACAGUCACCUUACAGACCUCUUUUGGCGUGGUCCUCGAUGCGACUGUGAGAGAACGCUGAACGUUACUGAUCAGGACCGAGCGUUUGUCCUCAACGUUUACUUACCCUAUUACCACCGAUCCCGUAUGGCAGGCGGCUGGGGCUUGUUUACUGCAGGUGUGUCUACGAAAUAAGAUCCGACCCUAUGCGGUUCGGAUGGUGUAGAAUUUACAUCCGGACGCGGACUGGCUGAUCUCAAAUACGCUGAUAUAUCAUGCCUCUAGCCCCAAGUUUUGGUGAUCUACGGUCUGUUGUUACGGUUGAAUGAAGUCGCUACUUCGGUUGGUUCAUUCAUAAGCUGUUGAGAGACCAAAGUGUUUCUGAUCUGCAUUCCUGACCAGGACAAGGCAUCUCUCACAAUUCAUGAUUGUCAACUUAAGGAAGUAGACAGUUUCAAAUACCCUAGGGCGAGCCUGCUGUCCCAUGGACGGCAAUGUCUCCCGAAUCGAUGUUGCUCGUAGGGUUUUAUCAAUCGCUAGAAAGUGCCUGUGGGGCCUACACGACAUCUCCAUUGCCUCGAAGAUCCGCGUUUACCGUGCAUCCGUCCGGCCAGGCCUUCUCUACGAUUGUGGAUGCUGGGCUGAGGGCGUACAAGAUGGGCGAAGACUGGAGAUAUUUCGCCACCGCUGCCUGGGAACCAUCCUUCGCGCUAAGUACACCGAUUUCGUCUCAAAUGAGACAGUCCGCACUCGUUGCAACAACAUCGUGAGAAUAUUUCAGGCCAUCCAAGAAAGACAGCUAAUGUGGUUUGCACACUUAUCUGUCGUCCGCCACCGAUCCAGCGCCACUGUCCACCUGGAGAAGUCGAACGAGUCACCUCAAAACCUGACUUGCCACAGUUCGUCAAGACAUAGAAGCAGUUCUCGGACCUUUGAUGUUCGGUCUCCGUUUCCGUCCGCAUCCGCCUCCGUUGAUCGUCACGCGUGAAAAGGCACAAUCCGCGACAUUAGCGAGGUCGGCUAGAUCGGGCAUGACCAGAGCUGUACCAAGUACAGGUCCCUCCGUCGUUUGACAUUCUUUUGUCAUCGUAGCUAGGUGGGUGAUGGGUAGAAAGCGGCAGAUACUUCUCCACUCUCCAUUACUCUGACGACAGUUCAACCAUCGAUUUCGAUGAUAUCCACCGUGUGCUCCACAGCAAAGCGAGGACAGGGACGGUGACUUGAGCGUGAAUUAGUUUAUCGUGAGUGUAGACUUGCACAGUACCGCCACACUCUCUCCUCCCCACCUGGGUCCGGUGCCAUGACAGAGUUAAGAAGACCGGAGACGGGAGAGACCGCGGGCGUCUGGCACGGCGUACCACCAUACUCGCUGGUUUGCGAUAAAUGCAUGACCAGGAUUCACUACGGCAACAAAUAUUGUGGGGGGGGGGGGGCGGUUUGGAUCCCAAUUGGCGCGAAGUGAGCCUGUAGCUGCAUCCGGAAUGUUGGCAUUCGUUAUGGGUGCACAUUCCCGAUAUUGCCUACUAGAAUCCAAUGUGACCCACCCUGUUGUUCUAGCGCAUCUACCGCGUUGCCUUUUUUAAGGACAAUGCCUCACAGUAUACACUGAUUCACGCACAUGUCACCAGUUCUCCACCUAUUCUGUGGGCCAGGCAGUGAACGUAGUCGCGUUGGAUGUUUGAACUUGUGUACUGCGAGUGCCUCUUCUGGUUCGCCUUCUCAUCAUGAGAUCAAGACUAUGCAGGUGAGCCUUUCCGUAAGGAUUUAUCAUUUUCGACCGUCCGAUGCAGUUUGCUGAUGUGAAGUCUGUAAAUUAUAGAAAUGGCGGAGGGCUUAACGCACUACUCAUUUUACUCAGGAACGAGGAUGACAUUCCUUUCGUCUGUAAAUGGCCGUCGCUACCUCAGUCGGCAUACUGUCACGCAACACUAGUCGACUGUCACUAAGCGCCCUACCCCCAGUUUAUGUCGAUCUCCCAACAGCACUGUUGUUCACUGAGCAACUUAUCCAGGGAAGAGAGGGCCUCAGUCCUAGUUCAAAUCGUAAGACAAUGGCGACAAUUAAAAGGAGAACCUGACUUGGAAGCAGCAGUAACUAAAAGCGGUCGUCUGCAUCUUCCUUGUCUUUUCCAGUUACCGCAGUCGCACAUUCCUGGCAACAGCAUUGUCUCUUGUUACAACUAAAAUGCAUUAUUGGUAUAUGCUGUAGGAAGUUAGUCUGUUCGACUGGCUCUGCGAACCAAUGCUAUCAUACUCAUUCUCGUGCUGUUAUUAGGCUGAAGACUGCUAGACUUCACAUACCUCCUGUAUAGAGCUCAAUCGGCCAGAGAACUAGGGGUUGUUUUUACGAUUAUAGGUGUAUCUUUGAUACUUUUUCGGGACAGUCUAUUCGAUUAUCAGUUGGCUUUGUUCACUGCCAUGGGUAUGAUUUUACUGUAUAUUUCUCGUGAUUUUCGGAAACCGGUCUGAACUUCCCGUUCAAUUACAGCCUAAUCUUUAUUAGUCGACUGACCAACAUUCUCGAAUUUGUUCUUCGAAGCCCAGGAGGUGACUUGGAGACAACUCAGAAUCUUAAAUAACAGUUUUCUUGGGCCAUUACAAUUUUGCAAGUUAAUUGUUUAAUGCCUGUUCGUAGGUUCACACUUCAACUGCCAUUUCAGGUUCACUCUGACACUCAAGAACUAUUUACAAAAACUGAUAAAUAUGUUCUGGCGCAGGAAAGAAUGUUCACGUAGGCACACAGACGAAUGUGACCAGCGUGACCUCGUGUUGACUUAUACCCCGCAGGAAGGGAGCUCGCCGUGAAGGUCGUCCUAGCAGCUUCAGAGCGUGUUAUUACUAAGAGACUAACUAAUAUGUAGCUGCUUAUGUAUUUACAGUCAGUGACCGAUCUCAAAUGGUGGCCGAAAUUCUGGAACGCGUUUUCGACCAGGAUUACUCAGGUAGGCUUGUAAUAUGAAUUACCAUGCGGCAUAAUCUCAUGAUAUUUCGAACUCGCCAGGGUGUUGGCCUUUGAAUGCUGUUCUUUUCGACCAAUAAAAAAUGCACUCGAUGAAAAAAUGGGUGCUUAAGUAGUAUUAUUUUUUCACAUUUAUUCCGACGCCUUUACAAAUUUAAAUAUAUUUCAUAGGAAACAUACACAAAAUAUCCCUUGUACUCAUUUGGUAGCAAAUCACGUCAGUGCAUCAACAAAUAAAGUUUGCACUUUUGCAACAAUUUGUGACGCUUUCAAGAUUUUCUGCUUCUAAGAAACCUGGUAUUUAUUAACAUAGAUAUUGGGUCCAUGCAUUGGUGUCGGUUUGCGAGUGACUAGCAAUCAUUCGUAAAUUUCCACACCUCUCAUGAGUUAGGUCACAUGCUGUAUAUUUGAAUUUACGAGGGCAUCGAAAAUCUAUGCGAAACAUUCAUGUUAAUUAAGUGUCCAUUUUUACACCGAGCGCAGUUUUUACAGGCCGAAAAGAACAGCAUUCAAAAGCCAAUCUCCCGGCAAGUCCGAAAUAUUGUGAGAUUAUGCCGCAUGAUAAUCAAUUUUACAAAUCAUCUUAUUAGUCUUUCUUAGCCAAGAACGUAUUUCAGAAUUUCGACCAACAUCUCAUGCGAUCGGUCGCUGACUAUAUAUAUGCAUAGACUAAGCGCCACAUACCCGGUGGAACGCCCCCAUCCGAGAUGAGAAUCAAGGUCCACAGGUGAAAGACAGGUAUUUGUCUCUCCGGCCUUUCGUCAAUGUCCGUCAACUUAUAGCCCAACCACUAUCAAAUGUUCGCUGCGUGUAAGCGAAAUAUCAUGAUCGCCUUUUGACCAGGAUGUUAGUGCUAAUAUCACAGUGGGCUCCAGAUUUACAGAUGGCCCAGUUUUCGCACGACUACUUCUUGGCAGCUCAAGCAAUUAUGUUGUAUAGCCUACAAUCCAGACCUGCGUAUCACUUUGUCAGUUUUCAACAACACCCGUAAUAUCCAACACCAAGAUGAACUUACCUUCCCGAAAUUCUGUGUUUCUUUAAUUAGCUCCAACGAAUCUAUUCUCGCUCCGGCGACACCCUGACAAUGAAAGUUCUGAUGGCUACGAACAAAUCCCCCGAACUCAGCGAACAUCUCAACAUCAUCUAUACUCUAGCAACUGAAUCCUAG